Molecule: messenger RNA, 3448 nt
Organism: Saimiri boliviensis boliviensis (Bolivian squirrel monkey)
Lineage: Eukaryota; Metazoa; Chordata; Mammalia; Primates; Cebidae
Gene: RBM15
Product: RNA binding motif protein 15
Molecular function (GO): RNA binding
Source: RefSeq, a predicted model, not a curated record
AUGACCGUAGAGUGCUAGGGGCGGAGCUAAAGCCUGGCGCGAGGAACCGUUAAGAUAGACAACAAACAUAGCCAAUGAGGUACUCUGACUAGGGCGUUGGGAACCCAAUAACAGUGGUCGGGCGGGCGCCUUCCUGGAGCGCGGGGAGAUGUAAAGAUAGACAAAUAAUUUUUCCAAUGAGAUUGCAGAAGAGAGAGCUAAUUGGCCAAUGAGGACUGCGGGGCGGGAUCCUGUGCCGCGACGGAGUCCAAGAUGGCGGCGUGCGGUUCCGCUGUGUGAAACGAGCGCGGGGUGGCGGGUUAAUCACCUCCGCGGAGACGACCUCCGACGACCCGCAACAAUGAAGGGGAAAGAGCGCUCGCCAGUCAAGGCCAAACGCUCCCGUGGUGGUGAGGACUCGACUUCCCGCGGGGAGCGAAGCAAGAAGUUAGGUGGCUCUGGUGGCAGCAACGGGAGCAGCAGCGGAAAGACAGAUAGCGGCGGCGGGUCGCGGCGGAGUCUGCACCUAGACAAGUCCAGCAGCCGAGGUGGCAGCCGCGAGUAUGACACCGGUGGGGGCAGCUCCAGUAGCCGCUUGCAUAGUUACAGCUCCCCGAGCACCAAAAAUUCCUCGGGCGGGGGCGAGUCGCGCAGCAGCUCCCGGGGUGGAGGCGGGGAGUCACGUUCCUCUGGGGCCGCCUCCUCAGCUCCCGGCGGCGGGGACGGCGGGGAAUACAAGACUCUGAAGAUAAGCGAGUUGGGGUCUCAGCUGAGUGACGAAGCGGUGGAGGACGGCCUGUUUCAUGAGUUCAAACGCUUCGGUGAUGUAAGUGUCAAAAUCAGUCAUCUGUCGGGUUCUGGCAGCGGGGAUGAGCGGGUAGCCUUUGUGAACUUCCGGCGGCCAGAGGACGCGCGGGCGGCCAAGCAUGCCAGAGGCCGCCUGGUGCUUUAUGACCGGCCUCUGAAGAUAGAAGCUGUGUAUGUGAGCCGGCGCCGCAGCCGCUCCCCUUUAGACAAAGAUACUUAUCCUCCCUCAGCCGGCGUGGUCGGGGCCUCUGCAGGUGGUCACCGGCACCCUCCUGGAGGUGGUGGAGGCCAGAGAUCACUUUCCCCUGGUGGCGCUGCUUUGGGAUACAGAGACUACCGGCUGCAGCAGUUGGCUCUUGGCCGCCUUCCCCCUCCACCUCCGCCCCCAUUGCCUCGAGAGCUGGAGAGAGAAAGAGACUACCCAUUCUACGAGAGAGUGCGCCCAGCAUACAGUCUUGAGCCAAGGGUGGGAGCUGGAACAGGUGCUGCUCCUUUCAGAGAAGUGGAUGAGAUUUCACCCGAGGAUGAUCAGCGAGCUAACCGGACGCUUUUCUUGGGCAACCUAGACAUCACUGUAACCGAGAGUGACUUAAGAAGGGCGUUUGAUCGCUUUGGAGUCAUCACAGAAGUAGAUAUCAAGAGGCCUUCUCGCGGCCAGACUAGUACUUAUGGCUUUCUCAAAUUUGAGAACCUAGAUAUGUCUCACCGGGCCAAAUUAGCAAUGUCUGGCAAAAUUAUUAUUCGGAAUCCUAUCAAAAUUGGUUAUGGUAAAGCUACACCCACCACCCGCCUCUGGGUGGGAGGCCUGGGACCUUGGGUUCCUCUUGCUGCCCUGGCACGAGAAUUUGAUCGAUUUGGCACCAUACGAACCAUAGAUUACCGAAAAGGUGAUAGUUGGGCAUAUAUCCAAUAUGAAAGCCUGGAUGCAGCGCAUGCUGCCUGGACCCAUAUGCGGGGCUUCCCACUUGGUGGCCCAGACCGACGCCUUAGAGUAGACUUUGCCGACACUGAGCAUCGUUACCAGCAGCAAUAUCUGCAGCCUCUGCCCUUGACUCAUUAUGAGCUGGUGACUGAUGCCUUUGGACAUCGGGCGCCUGAUCCUUUGAGGGGUGCUCGGGAUAGGACACCACCCUUACUAUACAGAGAUCGUGAUAGGGACCUUUAUCCUGACUCUGAUUGGGUGCCACCCCCACCCCCAGUCAGGGAACGCAGCACUCGGACUGCAGCUACUUCUGUGCCUGCUUAUGAGCCACUGGAUAGCCUGGAUCGCAGGCGAGAUGGUUGGUCCUUGGACCGGGACAGAGGUGAUCGAGAUCUGCCUAGCAGCAGAGACCAGCCUAGGAAGCGAAGGCUGCCUGAGGAGAGUGGAGGACGACAUCUGGAUAGGUCUCCUGAAAGUGACCGCCCACGAAAGCGUCACUGCGCUCCUUCUCCUGAUCGCAGUCCAGAAUUGAGCAGUAGUCGGGAUCGUUACAACAGCGAUAAUGAUCGAUCUUCUCGUCUUAUUCUCUUGGAAAGGCCUUCUCCAAUCAGAGACAGACGAGGUAGUUUGGAGAAAAGCCAGGGUGACAAGCGAGACCGUAAGAACUCUGCAUCAGCUGAACGAGAUAGGAAGCACCGGACAACUGCUCCCACUGAGGGAAAAAGCCCUUUGAAAAAAGAAGACCGCUCUGAUGGGAGUGCACCUAGCACCAGCACUGCUUCCUCCAAGCUGAAGUCCCUGUCCCAGAAGCAGGAUGGGGGGACAGCCCCUGCGGCAGCAGCCUCUCCCAAACUCUGUUUGGCCUGGCAGGGCAUGCUUCUACUGAAGAACAGCAACUUUCCUUCCAACAUGCAUCUGUUGCAGGGUGACCUCCAAGUGGCUAGUAGUCUUCUUGUGGAGGGUUCAACUGGAGGCAAAGUGGCCCAGCUUAAGAUCACUCAGCGUCUCCGUUUGGAUCAGCCCAAGUUGGAUGAAGUAACUCGACGCAUCAAAGUAGCAGGGCCCAAUGGUUAUGCUAUUCUUCUGGCUGUGCCUGGAAGUUCUGACAGCCGGUCCUCCUCUUCCUCAGCUGCAUCAGACACUGCCACUUCUACUCAGAGGCCACUCAGGAACCUUGUGUCCUAUUUAAAGCAAAAGCAGGCAGCCGGGGUGAUCAGCCUCCCUGUGGGGGGCAACAAAGACAAGGAAAACACCGGGGUCCUUCAUGCCUUCCCACCUUGUGAGUUCUCCCAACAGUUCCUGGAUUCCCCUGCCAAGGCACUGGCCAAAUCUGAAGAAGAUUACCUGGUCAUGAUCAUUGUCCGUGCAAAACUGGUUGAACAGCGGAUGAAGAUAUGGAAUUCAAAGCUCUAAUGGACCUUUUUGAAGAGAAGUUGUGGCUUGUGUGGAGUUUACAUGGGCCUCUGAUGGAAGAAAGCUAAUCUGUUUAAUAUUUGUGCAUUUUACUAAAAUGGCAGCUUAAAGUUGUGUAUCUGCUAUUGUGAUGCCAAUGCCGGUGUUUUAAGUGGAAAAAAAAUGACCUCUUUGCUUUGUGCUGUGUACACAAGAUUUCUGGAAAAGUAAAGAAAAACCCUUUUUAUGGCUCACACAGCUUAAGAGUAGCUGUCUCUCAAACGUGCGCUCACAGUUGAGCUGCUUUUGUUUUAUUCUAAAUAAAUUGUUUCUUUUGAGGAAAAUGUU